AAAAGGAGUUUCCAGUGGCUGGAGAUGUUAGCGACCGUGUUCAGAAGGCUGGUUAGUUUUAUUCGGUACAGAACGAGUUAACAUCAAUAGUGUCGAGUAGAGUCAUAAGUAACACUGUAAAUCUGCGGUAAACGGUGGGAGUGAUACAGUUAUUAUGGAUCUGAGCACAGAGGGCGCAGUGCAGCAGAGGGACAGCAGGGGGCGCCAGAGAGCCGAUAAACAAACUGUCAUCACUGAGGAACGAGUGCAGCGGGACCCGGCGGAGCUCUGCCCCGGUCCCGGUCCCGGUCCCGCUCCGGUGUACGGAGAAACGCACCCAGUGUGCCGCGCUCGAGAGAACAGAAGUCUGGAACCUCAAACCGGUGACGAUGCCGCUGAGGAAAAAUUAUCCAGUGAAGCUCCGGACGGCAUGAACCAGGGGCAGAGCGACGGAGCACCGGACAGCCGGCACGGUAAGAAGAAGCACCGGCGCAGACCGUCCAAGAGGAAGCGGCGCUGGAAGCCAUACUUCAAACUGAGCUGGGAGGAGAAGAGAGAGCUGGACGAGCGGGAGAGCGCGCGCGCAUCACGGGUCCGGGCUGAGAUGUUCGCUAAAGGUCUCCCGGUGGCUCCGUACAACACCACACAGUUCCUGAUGGAGGAGCACGACCGCGAGGAGCCCGACCUCAACACCGAGCCCGGCGCGCGCAGGUCCGAGGACACGGCCAGCGAUGAGGACUGUCUCGAGCCCGACGAGGACGAGGAUGAGGACGGUGAGGGCGGCGGCGGGAGCGACGGUAUGGGCCGGGCCGGGUUCCUGCAGCGGGACUUCUCCGAGACCUACGAGCGCUACCACGCGGAGACGCUGCAGAACAUGACCAAACCGGAGCUCGUGCGCGAGUACCUGGAGCUGGAGAAGAGCCUCUCGCGCUUAGAGGAGGAGAACAACCGGCUGCGGCGCGCGCGCAGGAACUCGGCCGCGGCCGCCUCCUCGGACGAGAGCGCGCAGCGCGUGCGCGAGCUGGAGAGCGAGCUGGAGAGAGUGAGGGCGGUGAACGCGGAGCUGCUCGCGCGCUGCCGACAGUCCGCUGCGCACGCGCACGCGCUUAACGGAUCCGCACCGGAGCCCGCCGACAGUCAGUGAUGGACUAUCUGCUCAUGUGUUUCCUAUGUUUCUGUUUGUCAGCUGAUUUAAUCCGCGCUUUUACUGUAAAGCUCCGGUAGCGAUUUAACGUGACGCGCCCCCGAGGUACCGAUUCAUUCAUUCAUUCACUCUGCAGACUCUUCAUGGCGGGUUUGUUUCAUCUGUAUCGCUGUAGAUUCUUUUAUUUUCAUACUAAAUGUAGAAAAAAAAAGUUAUUGAUCAGCUAAUCUAGGGUCACGGUGUUCCGUACAGUGUUCCAUAAAUUUUAUUCUGUUCAAUUCUAAUGCAAUUCUAAUCUCUUUAUAUUUCCUCUCCACCAAACAAGACAGUUCCUGCUCGUCUGAGUAAAUAAAAAAGAUUAAAUAUGUGUAACACUAACAGUGUUCCGUACAGCCAUUAUUUUUAUUCGACUUUGGAUUUAAAUUGUUGUUGUUGGUAAGACUUUGGGGUUUAGGACCAUUAGGUGCACAAGUGUGUGCUGGUUCGGGAGAGAGAGUGUGUGUGAAUGUGAGUGUGUGUGAAUGUGAGUGUGUGUGUGUGUGUGUGAAUGUGAGUGUGUGUGAAUGUGAGUGUGUGUGAAUGUGUGUGUGUGUGAAUGUGAGUGUGUGUGAAUGUGUGUGUGUGUGAAUGUGAGUGUGUGUGAAUGUGAGUGUGUGUGUGAAUGUGAGUGUGUGUGAAUGUGAGUGUGUGAAUGUGAGUGUGUGUGUGUGUGAAUGUGAGUGUGUGUGAGUGUGUGAAUGUGAGUGUGUGUGAAUGUGAGUGUGUGUGUGUGUGUGUGAAUGUGAGUGUGUGUGUGUGUGUGUGAAUGUGAGUGUGUGAAUGUGAGUGUGUGAAUGUGAGUGUGUGUGUGUGUGUGUGAAUGUGAGUGUGUGUGUGAAUGUGAGUGUGAGUGUGUGUGUGUGUGUGUGAAUGUGAGUGUGUGAAUGUGAGUGUGUGUGUGUGAAUGUGUGAGUGUGUGUGUGUGUGUGUGUGAAUGUGUGUGUGUGUAUGUGAAUGUGUGUGUGUGUGAAUGUGAGUGUGUGUGAAUGUGAGUGUGUGUGUGUGUGUGUGUGUGUGUGAAUGUGUGUGUGUGUGAAUGUGUGUGUGUGUGAAUGUGAGUGUGUGAAUGUGAGUGUGUGUGUGUGUGUGUGUGUGUGUGAAUGUGAGUGUGUGAAUGUGAGUGUGUGUGUGUGAAUGUGAGUGUGUGUGUGAAUGUGUGUGAGUGUGUGUGUGUGUGUGUGUGUGUGUGUGAAUGUGUGUGUGAGUGUGUGUGUGUGUGUGAAUGUGAGUGUGUGUGUGAAUGUGUGUGUGUGUGUGUGUGUGAAUGUGAGUGUGUGAAUGUGAGUGUGUGUGUGUGUGUGUGUGUGAAUGUGAGUGUGUGUGUGUGAGUGUGUGAAUGUGAGUGUGUGUGUGUGAAUGUGAGUGUGUGUGUGUGUGUGAAUGUGAGUGUGUGUGAAUGUGAGUGAGUGUGUGUGUGUGUGUGAAUGUGUGUGAGUGUGUGUGUGUGUGUGUGUGAAUGUGUGUGUGUGUAUGUGAGUGUGUGUGUGUGUGUGAAUGUGAGUGUGUGUGUGUGAAUGUGUGUGUGUGUGUGUGUGUGAAUGUGAGUGUGUGUGAGUGUGUGUGUGUGUGUGUGAAUGUGAGUGUGUGUGUGUGUGUGUGAAUGUGAGUGUGUGUGUGUGUGUGUGAAUGUGAGUGUGUGUGAAUGUGAGUGAGUGUGUGUGUGUGUGAAUGUGAGUGUGUGAAUGUGUGUGUGUGUGUGUGUAUGUGAGUGUGUGUGUGUGUGUAAUACCGUGACCUUACGUUAUCUGUUCUCAGUACACAAAAAAACGUGACCAGUGUGGAUCAGAACAUGGGAACUUGGGUUCUGAUCUUUUGUGCUGGUUCUUCUCCACCUGUGUUGUUGCAUGACCCAGGCAGUCUGUGUGUAGGCUAAUAAACCGUGGAAACUCCUGGACGCUUUUUGUUUUCAUCAUUUAUUCAUUAAAUAUUUUAAAGAA
Trichomycterus rosablanca is the source of this 3099-nucleotide messenger RNA. RefSeq names its product HEXIM P-TEFb complex subunit 1 (gene hexim1). Gene Ontology annotation, biological process: negative regulation of cyclin-dependent protein serine/threonine kinase activity; negative regulation of transcription by RNA polymerase II. Gene Ontology annotation, molecular function: cyclin-dependent protein serine/threonine kinase inhibitor activity; 7SK snRNA binding. NCBI's taxonomy places the organism in Eukaryota, Metazoa, Chordata, Actinopteri, Siluriformes, Trichomycteridae. The transcript has 2 exons. Gene Ontology annotation, cellular component: nucleus; nucleoplasm; cytoplasm. The record is from RefSeq and is a predicted model, not a curated record. The coding region runs from base 155 to 1123 and encodes 322 amino acids.